CACUAGUGAGAAAACUGAGAGCAUGAGAGUCGCGCGCAGUCACAGCUGUUUUUUAAUAACACUUUGAGAUUAAACGCUGCAGUGCACGUGAGGAGAACAUGGAGAAGGACAACCUUUCAGCAGUGUUGCACGCUAAAGGCGAUUUGAGGCUGGAACAACGUCCCAUCCCAGAACCUGGAGCUAAUGAGGUUUUACUUCAGAUGCACUCAGUGGGAAUCUGCGGCUCAGACGUACACUACUGGGAAAAUGGACGGAUUGGGGAUUUUGUUCUUCAGAAGCCGAUGGUCCUGGGCCACGAGGCAUCAGGGCGAGUGGUCAAAGUAGGAUCUGCAGUCACUCAUCUUAAACCAGGUGACAGGGUGGCUAUUGAACCUGGAGUUCCCCGAGAAACAGACGAGUUUUUUAAAACUGGACGUUACAACAUAUCACCCACAGUGUUCUUCUGUGCCACACCACCUGAUGACGGGAACCUCUGCAGAUACUACAAACAUAAUGCUAACUUCUGCUACAAGCUUCCUGAUAAUGUGAGUUAUGAGGAAGGAGCAUUGAUUGAGCCACUCUCAGUGGGGAUUCACGCUUGCAGAAGAGGCGGAGUUACUCUGGGAAGCUUUGUGUUCAUCUGUGGUGCAGGACCGAUCGGUCUGGUCUCUCUGUUGGUAGCCAAAUCCAUGGGAGCCUCUCAAGUGCUUAUAAGUGACCUUUCUACUGAUAGGUUGGCGAAGGCUAAAGAGUUAGGAGCUGACUUUGUUCUUCCUAUUAAGAGAGGGGAUACACCACAGGAACUGGCUAAACGUGUGGAUGGCAUGCUGGGGGGCACGCCUCAUAUAACCAUAGAGUGUACCGGUGUCGAGAGCAGCAUCCAAACAGCAAUCUAUGCCACUCGCUCCGGAGGUGUAGUUGUUUUGGUUGGACUUGGCGCUGAAAUGACCGCAGUGCCUCUUGUUAGAGUUGCUACCAGAGAACUGGACAUCAGAGGCGUGUUCCGCUACUGCAACACGUGGCCUGUGGCUAUUUCUAUGCUGGCCUCUAAGCGGGUGAAUGUAAUGCCUCUGGUCACACACCGCUUUCCACUGGAGCAAGCUGUGCAGGCGUUUGAGACGACUAAACAGGGCAUUGGGAUCAAAGUCAUGCUAAAGUGUGACAAAAAUGACCAGGCCCCGUGAAAAAAGGAGCAUCACACAUUAAUAAAGCAAAUUAAUCUAGUCUAAUAAUUCAUAUAUUUUAGAAUUAUUACUGCCCAACCAAUUGUCUUUCCUGUAAUGUCCACUGAUGUCCACCUGGUUCAAAUUACAUAAAAGUGUUACAUUAAAUCUUUACAGCCUCCAACAGACAAACUGCAACAGUUAACACAGUGUAAAUUAAUUUAUCUUGUUUGCACUUAACAUAAUAAACAUAAGAAUGCACAUAAGGGAAUGAAUGAAAUACCAAACUUACUGUAUACACACAGCUGUUUUAUGUUGUGGUUGUAACCACCAGGGGGUAACCGAACUCUACUAAUGGAGUAAAGAUUUAUCACAACCA
Messenger RNA from Clarias gariepinus (North African catfish), 1521 nucleotides. RefSeq names its product sorbitol dehydrogenase (gene sord). Gene Ontology annotation, biological process: D-sorbitol catabolic process. The coding region runs from base 99 to 1163 and encodes 354 amino acids. The transcript has 9 exons. The record is from RefSeq and is a predicted model, not a curated record. Gene Ontology annotation, molecular function: L-iditol 2-dehydrogenase (NAD+) activity; zinc ion binding. Lineage: Eukaryota; Metazoa; Chordata; Actinopteri; Siluriformes; Clariidae.